CCUGUGGUUACAGGAAGUGUUACUGCUGAAGUUUGUACUGCAGACUUAUCUGGUGUUCUGCUCAGAUCAGGAUGCUGCCCAUAGUGGAUCAUCUGCUGGAUGUGCUCAAUUUAGAGCACACACCCUUCAGGACCUAUGCAGUUACUGCUUUACUUCUGCUCUUUGUUGGCAUCAUUGUUCGUGCUCUUAUAAAGAUUAUGCUGUACAUUCACGAAUAUUCUGCAAAUGCCAAAAGAUUACGCUGUUUUCCAGAGCCUCCAAGGCGCAGCUGGAUUUUUGGACACCUAGGACUGUUUUUACCAAAUGAAGAGGGAAUGCAGGAAAUCAGCAAGCAAGUCAGCAAGUUUACCCACUAUAUGAAGACAUGGAUGGGACCAGUCAUCCCUUUAAUAUCACUCAUUCAUCCAGACACCAUCAAACCUGUUGUUGCAGCUUCAGCUUCCAUUGCACCUAAAGAUAAAUUAUUUUAUGGCUUUCUUGAACCAUGGUUGGGAGAUGGCCUUUUGCUCAGCCGUGGAGAGAAAUGGGUCAGGCACCGACGCCUAUUGACACCUGCGUUUCACUUUGAUAUUUUAAAACAUUAUGUGAAGAUUUUUAACCAGAGCACCGAUAUCAUGCAUGCUAAAUGGCGCAGAUUAUGUACUAAAGGCCCGGUAUGCCUGGAUAUGUUUGAACACAUCAGCCUUAUGACUUUAGACAGCUUGCUGAAAUGUACAUUUAGCUAUGACAGUGACUGCCAAGAGAAGCCAAGUGAUUAUAUUGCUGCAAUUUACGAUUUGAGCCAAUUGAUUGUAGAACGUGAACACUGCCUACCUCAUCACUUUGAUUUCAUCUACCGCUUUUCCUCCAAUGGGAGAAAAUUCCAACGUGCCUGUGGAAUUGUGCAUGAGUUUACUGCAAAUGUAGUGCAACAGAGAAAGAAGGCUUUACAGCAGAAGGGGUCAGAGAACUGGAUCAAGUCCAAGAAAGGAAAAACACAGGAUUUCAUUGACAUUUUACUACUGUCAAAGGAUGAAGAUGGCAAUACAUUAUCAGAUCAAGAGUUGAGAGAUGAAGUAGACACAUUCAUGUUUGAAGGACAUGACACCACAGCCAGUGGACUCUCCUGGAUCUUGUAUAACUUGGCCUCUCACCCCGAAUAUCAAGAAAAAUGCAGAGAGGAGGUAACACAGUUAUUAAAAGGAGAAUCAACACACUUGGAAUGGGAUGACUUGUCCCUGCUGCCAUUUACCACCAUGUGCAUCAAGGAAAGCCUCCGAUUACAUCCCCCUGUAACAGCAGUGUCUAGACGAUGUACUGAGGAUAUUGCGAUGCCUGAUGGGAAAGUAAUUCCAAAAGGGAACAUCAGCCUGAUCAGUAUUUAUGGAACUCACCACAACCCUGCAGUUUGGCCGAAUCCAGAGGUCUAUGAUCCUUAUCGAUUUGAUCCCAGCUCCACAGAUCAGCGGUCCUCACAUGCUUUUGUACCUUUCUCUGCUGGACCUAGGAAUUGUAUUGGCCAAAACUUUGCCAUGGCUGAAAUGAAAGUGGUGCUUGCUCUUACACUUCUCAACUUUAAGGUGGCCUUGGAUCCCAAUAAAGUAGUCCGCAGGAAGCCGGAGUUGAUCUUAAGAGCAGAGGGUGGACUGUGGCUUCAAGUGGAAGCUCUAAAAUCUUAAAGUUAGAGAAGAAGAAAUCUGCAGAUUAGACUUUUAUACUGUAACAAUAGCUUUAACACUGUAAUCAGCAUUAGGGUCCA
Messenger RNA from Bufo gargarizans (Asiatic toad), 1738 nucleotides. RefSeq names its product cytochrome P450 4F22. Lineage: Eukaryota; Metazoa; Chordata; Amphibia; Anura; Bufonidae. Gene Ontology annotation, molecular function: heme binding; monooxygenase activity; oxidoreductase activity, acting on paired donors, with incorporation or reduction of molecular oxygen. The transcript is spliced from 13 exons. Bases 72 to 1658 code for a protein of 528 amino acids. The record is from RefSeq and is a predicted model, not a curated record.